AUGCUGCUGCUAUUCCUGACACUUGUCCUCCUUGGAGCCUCAGCCAAUGGAUCCCAGCAAAGCCAAGACCAAAGUAUCUUACAACGUGAGGAGGAAGGCUCCAAUUUUGUCCUUUCUAAAGAGCAGAAGGAGAUCAAUGGAGUCCGCAUCCAGGUUGGACUAUCAGGUUACCUAACGAGCAUCCAAGUACGGCAUGGGACUGAAUGGAGCUUGAGGUAUGGUAGUCCUAAGGGCUCUCUCAAGGAAGUCGUCCUAAGCACAGAUGAGUUCAUUGUUCAAGUGACUGGCAGCAAUGGCAAUACGAGGUGCCUCCAGCAACUCACCUUCGUGACGAACAAAGGCAAGAAACUUGAGUUUGGCAAAGUUGGUCCAAAUCAGUUCACCGCUUCCUCCACAGACGGUGGGAAGGCACUGACUUCUAUCUUUGCUCGUUAUGAUUCGGCAUGCUUAACAGGCUUUGCAUUUCAUUGGAUAGAUGUGAACAUAAAAAAAGGAGAAAAGAAAACCGCCGUUAAAAAACAGGUGUCCAGUCAAGAGGGAGUUCAACAACAAUUUUCUGUCAAAAAGGGGCGGUAA
This is a messenger RNA of Phascolarctos cinereus (koala), 576 nucleotides long. RefSeq names its product zymogen granule membrane protein 16-like. Lineage: Eukaryota; Metazoa; Chordata; Mammalia; Diprotodontia; Phascolarctidae. The record is from RefSeq and is a predicted model, not a curated record.